This is a messenger RNA of Trematosphaeria pertusa, 1772 nucleotides long. Its product is annotated as MFS general substrate transporter. Gene Ontology annotation, cellular component: fungal-type vacuole membrane. The record is from RefSeq and is a predicted model, not a curated record. The transcript is spliced from 2 exons. Bases 261 to 1736 code for a protein of 491 amino acids. Gene Ontology annotation, molecular function: transmembrane transporter activity. Lineage: Eukaryota; Fungi; Ascomycota; Dothideomycetes; Pleosporales; Trematosphaeriaceae. Gene Ontology annotation, biological process: transmembrane transport.
CGUUGGUAUCCCACCCCUUGCCUCGCUGUCCGUCAGCUGUUCUUCACGCUGCGACUCCGUACUCAUUGCUGCAGUCAGCUCAUGAAGCACGGCGUUGGCCCCCACCAACUCUCAUUCAUCACUAUUCCGGCGGGUUGAUACUCAUGGGCCCGAAGUCGCGUCUUUCUUCUCAUUAUUUACUCCAAAACUUUGAACCAGAUCUACAUUGUUCAGCAGCAUCAAAGAAGCGGAAGGCUUCAUGCGUCAUAUCAUAAGUCAGCAUGGAUUCUGCUAUCGCUAGAGAAAGAGUGCGCUCAUUUGUUACCCGUCCUCCGUUCGCGGCCUCGCCGACCACCCCACCGGGGACCAACACGCCUCAGAAAACCCCUCAAGCAUCACUAGAGCUUAGCACUCGGCCACCUUCCGUCGCCAUCGAAGACUUCCGGGCCGAAACAAGCGAAUCGGGUGAGCGUCUAUCGAGUCAUUGCCGGUGCGAACCCUGGGUACAGCUUCUUGUGGGACAUCUCGUUCUGUUCAAUUCUUUCGGACUCAUCCAAUCGUUCAGUAUUUUCCAGCCACAGUACGCGGUACUGUUCGGCGCCUCACCUUCGGCAGUAGCCUGGAUCGGGAGCAUCCAUGUGUUCCUCGUAUAUUUCAUUGGCACAUUCUCCGGAAAAGCACUCGACGCAGGAUACUACACGCAUUGCCUGGGAAUAGGACUUAUGAUACAGCUCGUUGGCAUCAUUGGCGCUGUUUCCUGCGAUAAUUAUGCGCUGUCUUUCAUCUUCCAUGGGGUCUUCCAGGGCAUCGGACACGGAUUGAUGUUUUGCCCAAUUGUCACAAAUACGGCGCUGUAUUUCUGGAGACGGAGCGACGGCGGAACGGCAGAAGACCCCGAUCACGAAGGUUCUCUCAACAUCAGAACCGCGACAGCCAUGUCUCUUGCUGCUUGCGGGGGCGGUACCGGCGGAAUUGUUUUUCCACUCAUUGCCCGAGCUACGCUGAACAGGUACGGUAUCCCUUGGACGCUACGGAUAAUUGGGCUCGUUGUCCUCGCCAACUCUGUAUUGAUAUUUGCUUUGGCAAAAGAGAAGCCCCGGGACGAGCCGGAAACCAGGGUUAAGAGUCGGAUUGUGGAAUGGAGAGCGUUCAAGGAGGGAGCCUAUGCGCUCUACGUCAUCGCCAUGUUCCUUGCUUUCGUGGGACUGUGGGUUCCUUAUUUCUAUGUCAGAGAUUUCAACGCAAAUGCCUUGCAUAUCUCGCCUCCGACGUCCCUUCUCAUCCUCAUCACACUCAACGCCUCCGGCAUUCCCGGUCGCCUCAUUCCUGCCCUCCUUUCCGACCACGUGCUCGGCGCCAUCAACACAUACAUCCUCGUCCUGCUCACCACAUCCACCACUUUGCUUCUCUGGCCCUUCGUGUCCUCCACCGUCGGUAUGUUCGUGUGGGCCGCUGCAUAUGGCUUCUGCGCCGGCGGCGUUGCCUCGCUCAUGCAAGCCGGCAUCGCUUCGCUGAACACGGAGCCUCAGAAGACUGGCGUUAAGAUCGGUAUGGCGUUUUCGAUUGUGGCAUUCGCGAGUCUGGUCGGUGGACCGCUGGGAGGGGAGCUGAUUAAGGCUGGAGAGAAGAGGGGGGAUGGUAGGGAGAAGUAUUUGUGGUUGCAGGUGUUUGUGGGUGGGAUUAUGUUGUUGGGGUGUGCGGUGCUGGUUGGGGCGAGGGUGCUGAAGACGGGUUGGAAGAUGGGCGUGAGGGUGUAGAGGGCCUAACGAAGGAUGAAUGGUGGGUUCGGUUUC